This is a messenger RNA of Cydia splendana, 2184 nucleotides long. It is a transcript of the gene DnaJ-16, whose product is annotated as dnaJ homolog subfamily C member 21. The transcript has 7 exons. The record is from RefSeq and is a predicted model, not a curated record. Gene Ontology annotation, molecular function: zinc ion binding; nucleic acid binding. Bases 222 to 2036 code for a protein of 604 amino acids. Gene Ontology annotation, cellular component: cytoplasm. Lineage: Eukaryota; Metazoa; Arthropoda; Insecta; Lepidoptera; Tortricidae.
UGAAAUCGGUGAUGUGCUUCGAAACGUUUCUUCAAAAUAGAUCGAUACUGUUUUUCCCAGGAAAAACUGAAUAUGCAGUUCCUUUACAAUAAUUUGUUAGUUUAUCGUCGCUAGUUGUUAAUUUACAAUUUUAAAAUUCAUUAUAAUAUUUUUAGUUUCGAAUUAUUAACCUUACUUAUAACAGGCUGUGAACUUAACAAGUAGAAUAGAAUGAUCUCAAAAUGAAGUGCCACUACGAAGUUUUAAAUGUAGCGAAGGAGGCGAGUGCAUCAGAAAUUAAAAAGGCCUAUCGCAAGUUAGCCCUGCAAUGGCACCCGGAUAAAAACUUGGACAACCUUCUGGAAGCGAAGGAGCAAUUUCAACUCGUGCAAACCGCAUAUGAAGUGCUCUCUGAUCCUCAGGAAAGAGCAUGGUACGACAACCACAGGGAGCAGUUACUGCGAGGUGCCGGCAGCUCAUACAAUGAUGACAGUCUCGAUGUUUACCCAUACUUCAGUCCGUCCUGCUACAAAGGCUUUGGAGAUGAUCCUAAAGGCUUCUAUGGAGUUUACUCUGAAGUAUUCUCCAAAUUAGCUGCCGAGGAAACAGACUUUCUUGACGACCCUGAGGAAUUGAAUGCCAUCCCAAAGUUUGGCAACUCUACUACACCUUAUGAAGAUGUCCACGAGUUUUAUGCUUUUUGGAUGUCAUUCUCCACCAAUAAGAGUUUCGUAUGGCUGGACCAAUACGAGAUAACCCAGGGCGACAACCGCCGAGUCAUAAAGCUGAUGGAAAAGGAGAACAACAAGAUACGACAGAAAGCGCGUAAGGAGAGGAAUGAGGAGAUAAGGAGGCUGGCCAGCUUCGUGCGGAGGAAGGACAAGAGGGUCAUUGAGCAUACGAAGCAACUUCAGGAGAAAGCCGAGGAGAAUAAAAAGAAGGCCGAGCAGCUAAGACGCGAAAGAAUAAUACAAAGACAGAAAGAGAUAGAAGAGGCGAAGAAGCGAGAGGGCGAGAGCUCUUUCAUGCAAAGCGAAGAUUACCAGAAGAAGCUGAGUGAAAUUGAGUCGUUGCUUGCCGAGGAGUUUGGGCUGUCGUCUGAUGAUGACACCAUCAGUGAGGGGGGUAUGGAGAGUAGCAAUGAAGAGAGCUCGAAAACUGAGGAAGCGAGCGAAGCGUCGAAAGCAACGCCCAAAACAAAAUCAAAAGCGGCAAUGAAGAACCUAUACUGUUCAGCUUGCAACAAACUGUUCAAAAACGUGAAAUCCUUCGAAAACCACGAAAACAGCAAGAAACAUAAAGAAAAUGUUUCGAACAUGGUCUUAGACGACGAUAUUGAGAUAUCAGGUGACGAACAUGAUGAGGAAAAUGAUCCACCGCUUGAAACCGAGGAGCCGAGGGAAGUGAACGGGUUGACUGAGAGUGAGGUGGACCACGUGGGUAACUCCACUUCGGAUAUUGAGGACAACGACAUUAGGGAGACUUUGAGUGACGAUUCUGAUAAAGUGCAGGCUCUACCAAAAAGCCAGAAAAAGAAGAAAAACAAGAAGAAAUCAUUUAUUCCCAUGCCAGAGAGCGAAGGCAACGACAGCCACGACGAAAUGAGUUUCAACGAAAUAGAGGGCCCGGCGCGCAGUCGCAAGAACAAGAAGUAUAACAUGCUCAAGAGCCAAAUACAGGCCAAGAAGGAAGCUAAUCUCAAGAAAGGCUCCCAAUCACAAACAUCCACAGAAAACUUAUACGAAGUCUCAAGCACAACCCCCACUGAUGACGCCCUAGGCGAAGCCACGCUACCACAAGACAAGCCUGCGCUACCCAAAAUGUCCAGAAACGUCAAACCCAAGAAACAGAUGGACCGCAAACCCGUACGAAUCAAAACCACGGAAACAGAAGACUCGAGCACCGCACUCAACCUCAGAUGCGCCGUAUGUCAAACAGACUUUCCCUCAAAGAACAGAUUGUUUGAGCACCUCAAAAAGACGGGACACUCUGUCCCACUCCCGCAAGCUAGUUUCAUACAAACUAAAAAAGGGAAGAGAUCUAAUUCUAAUAGAUAAAUGUGCAAUCAAUUUAGAUAGGGUGGAAAGUAUUAAUAAUUAAUGCAUUGGAAAUCAUUGUGAUUUUAUUUUACUCUCUAAAAGUGACUAUCAAUCUACAUAUUUAUUAAAACUAUGAUCACUGUCAAUAAAAUAUGCAUAAAGAAAA